AGCAACGGCUUCAUUUGCAAAGUCUCUCUCUAGAGAAAAGCAAAGGGAAAAAUCAUGGAGAAAAGCAAAGUUCUAGUAGUUGGAGGAACUGGGUACUUGGGGAGGAGGAUUGUGAAAGCAAGCUUAGAACAAGGUCACAAAACCUAUGUCCUUCAGAGGCCUGAGAUAGGACUUGAUAUUGAAAAGCUUCAAACGCUGCUGUCGUUUAAGAAGCAAGGAGCUCAUCUUCUUAAAGCUUCCUUUUCUGAUCAUAACACCUUAGUUGAAGCUGUGAAGAAGGUUGAUGUCGUCAUCUGUGCCAUCUCUGGUGUGCAUUUUCGAACCCAUAACCUUCUCAUGCAACUCAAACUUGUUCAAGCCAUCAAAGAAGCAGGAAACGUUAAGCGUUUCUUGCCUUCAGAAUUUGGUACAGACCCAUCAAAAAUGGAACAUGCACUUGAACCAGGAAGAGAGUCAUUUGAUCAGAAAAUGGUAGUGAGAAGGGCAAUAGAAGAGGCUAACAUCCCCUUCACUUAUAUUUCUGCCAACUGCUUUGCCGGCUACUUCGUUGGCAACCUCUGUCAACUUAACACGCUCACUCCUCCAACCGACAAAGUCUAUCUCUAUGGAGAUGGCAACGUUAAAGCUGUUUUUGUGGAUGAAGAUGAUAUUGCAACAUACACAAUCAAGACAAUAGAUGAUCAUCGAACAUUGAAUAAAACAUUGUACUUAAGGCCGCCAGAAAACAUCCUCUCUCAAAGACAACUAGUUGAGAUAUGGGAGAAGCUCAGCGGUACCAAACUACAAAAUAUUAGCAUUUCUGGAGAACAAUUCUUAGCCUCCAUGAAUGAUGUGGAUUAUGCACAACAAGCAGGAAUUGGACAUUUUUAUCAUUUUUUUUAUGAAGGAUGUUUGACAAAUUUUGAAAUAGGAGAAGAUGGAGAAGAAGCUUCGAGUCUUUAUCCAGAAGUAAAGUAUACUUGCAUGGAUGAAUAUUUAAAAAUCUACAUUUAAUCACUAUGAAUUUUAUCUAUGGAUGAGUGUUUCUCAAUCUCCUAUAAGCUUGAUUUUUAGUUCUUGGACCCACUUGAUUUUGCCAAUAAUAAUAAUGUAAUAAUAAGGUGAUUUCAA
Messenger RNA from Manihot esculenta (cassava), 1110 nucleotides. Its product is annotated as isoflavone reductase homolog. Gene Ontology annotation, molecular function: oxidoreductase activity. The coding region runs from base 55 to 993 and encodes 312 amino acids. The transcript is spliced from 4 exons. NCBI's taxonomy places the organism in Eukaryota, Viridiplantae, Streptophyta, Magnoliopsida, Malpighiales, Euphorbiaceae. The record is from RefSeq and is a predicted model, not a curated record.